This is a messenger RNA of Spathaspora passalidarum NRRL Y-27907, 1095 nucleotides long. RefSeq lists its product as uncharacterized. Gene Ontology annotation, molecular function: peptidyl-prolyl cis-trans isomerase activity. Lineage: Eukaryota; Fungi; Ascomycota; Pichiomycetes; Serinales; Debaryomycetaceae. The transcript has a single exon. Gene Ontology annotation, cellular component: endoplasmic reticulum; fungal-type vacuole. The coding region runs from base 73 to 1002 and encodes 309 amino acids. Gene Ontology annotation, biological process: protein folding; protein peptidyl-prolyl isomerization. The record is from RefSeq and is a predicted model, not a curated record.
AUGCUCUUUCUUCAAUUUUCAUUUGGGAGAAAUCAAAAAAACUAGCUGGACUAGAACUGUACUGUAUCGAUAAUGAGAGUGACCAUCUUACAAACAAUAUUUAUAUUUAUUUCCAUAGCACUAUCCGCGGUUAUUCCCCCUGAAGAGCAGAACGCGCCCAAUGAGUUACUCGUCGGGGAAAUUAAUCCUGAAGAAGAGCCUGACUUUCUAAGUAUUAAAGAGUUGGAGUAUUUAAAGGGAGAUCCUGACGUUACACAUAAAGUUUCAUUCACCAUAUCACAAAGGGUCAGUGACUCCGAAUCCAAGAAGUUGGGUAAAUUAACCAUUGCUUUGUUUGGCAAAACUGUUCCUCUAACCGUGGAGAACUUCUACCAAUUAUCCACCAGAACAUUAAAACACAGUUAUCAAGAUGUAUUAUUCCAUCGUAUCAUUAAGGGGUUCAUGGUUCAAGGUGGUGAGAUUAAGACAGAAAAGGGCGAGUCGUGUAGUAUAUACGGUGGUAACUUCAAAGAUGAGAAUUUCGAACUCAAACAUGAUAAAUUAGGAAGAGUAAGUAUGGCAAACCUGAGCCCUGAUAGAAAUGGAUGUCAAUUUUUCAUUCUUAAUGUUGGAGAAACUCCUCAUUUAGAUGGACAUCAUGUGGUAUUUGGACAAUUAGUGGACGGCUUUGACACUUUGGAAACUAUAAGCAAUGUCAAUGUCGGCAAACAAAAUAAGCCAAAGAAUGAUAUUUAUGUUAGUGAUAUUGAAGCGAUUAAACGGUCAGAAGAAAUGAAAGAACCCUUGGAUGAAAUUGAGCAAGCUCACAAAGAUCAAACCAAUCAAGAGUUUGAGUUUGGUGAUGAGAAGAAGGUGGCACAACAAGAACCGCCUGUCAGUGAAGGCUACUCAUAUUUUAUUAUAAUGCUUUUAGUUGGGGUAAUAUUAGUUGGGGUGUUGUAUUAUCAAUUGAUUCAUCGCCGGAAAAAGAUUACUGCGAUUAGACAAGAUAAAUUUUUUUAGGUAUGAUUUAAAUAAAUAGUUAUCUCUACUCUCACAUCCCCAGUACCAUUAACAAUAGUAUAUCACAAUAGCUACACAUUAGUAUGUCUCGUG